Messenger RNA from Scomber japonicus (chub mackerel), 561 nucleotides. Its product is annotated as dual specificity protein phosphatase 13-like. The coding region runs from base 1 to 561 and encodes 186 amino acids. Gene Ontology annotation, molecular function: protein tyrosine/serine/threonine phosphatase activity; MAP kinase phosphatase activity. Lineage: Eukaryota; Metazoa; Chordata; Actinopteri; Scombriformes; Scombridae. The record is from RefSeq and is a predicted model, not a curated record. The transcript is spliced from 3 exons. Gene Ontology annotation, cellular component: cytoplasm. Gene Ontology annotation, biological process: protein dephosphorylation; negative regulation of MAPK cascade.
AUGUCAGCCCUGAAAGGAAAGAGAAAAGAAUAUCUGACUGUGAAGGAUUUACAGAAGGUUUUGGACUCAUGCAAACUACACCUCAGUCAAGUUGAUGAGGUCUGGCCAAACAUAUACAUUGGGAAUUUGGCAGUAGCCCAAAACAAGGCUGCCUUGCUGAAAUUAGGUAUAACUCAUGUAUUAAACGCUGCUCACUCCAAGCAAGGCAGCAUAGGGAACCAAAGCUUUUAUGGCAACGACUUUGUGUAUUGUGGCAUUCCAGCAGAUGACUCCACACACUUUGAUCUGGAUGUUUACUUCAAGCCUGCAGCUGAUUUCAUUCAUAAAGCUCUCAAGUCACCUGAUGGGAAAGUUCUGGUGCACUGCAUCAUGGGAAUGAGCCGGUCAUCGACCUUGGUGUUAGCGUACCUCAUGAUCUACCAUCACCUCCCGCUCAAACAGGCUUUGCAGAAAUUGAUCCACAAGAGAGCCAUCUACCCCAACAGGAAUUUCCUGGCUUUGCUGUUGGAUCUGGAUCUUCAGAUGACAAGAAAAAAGAAAAGAUCCUGUCAGAUCCUGUAA